AUGAAACAUAAUGGAUAUCCUGGGACACUUACAAUGGACCUCAAUAGGCUAUUGAAGGUCUUCCCGGGCAUAGCGUUAACAUGGGUUUGCUUCCUGGUCGCAGCAUGCUGUGUUAAGCUAACCGACGCACGUGUAGGCUACUUCUGGCACAUAACGGAUUUACAUUUGGACACGGCGUACAACACCAAGGGCGAUACAUUUCGAAGUUGCUGGCUUACGGAGCACAGCCACUCGAACACGGCCAACGCCAAGCGCCCGGGACUCUACGGGGAUUACAUGUGCGACAGCCCAUGGAGUCUGCUGGAAUCCGCCACGCAAGCCAUGAAAUCCAAGCAAGGUGAUAACGUCGAGUUCGUCCUCUGGACCGGCGACGGACUGUCACAUUCUGCCAAACGGAUGCACGAAAGUAAACGCCUAGCCGUGCUGCGGAACAUCACGGACCUGCUCAGCCGAACGUUCCCAUCUCAGUUCGUGUUUCCCGUGCUGGGCCACGAGGAUGCCAGCUCCAACUUCGAGCAGAUCGGUCAGCUCUGGAAGCAGUGGCUGCCACUGGAGGCGGUGCAAACGUUCCAAAAAGGUGGCUACUACACAAUCGAGCAGACCAAGAGUCGGCUGCGGAUCAUAGCUUUAAACACAAACUACAUGCGGCACGACGCGAAGUACUCGCAGUCGCACCCGUCGGCGGUGAAGCAGCGUCCAGAUGGCUCAUACCACUACCCGGGCGGUGGCCACUACGGGGGCACCGACCAGCACAUGGGCAAGCACUACCACACCCGGGAGGGCAGCUCCACCGGGUAUCUGUACAGCGACCGGCAGCGGAAUGGCUACAGUAGCAGCAGUAACCUGCCGGACGGCGGCCAUGCCAGUGCAUUAUCGGGAUCAAGCAGCCACGAGUCGGAGAAGCAGUGGGAAUGGCUGGAGGAGGUUCUAGCAAAGUCUAGUAGAAAUAAGGAAACUGUAUAUAUCGUAGGACACAUACCACCAGGCUCGGACGAACGCCACAUUGGCCACCCGAUGCCAUACGGACACAGCAGCUACACCGAGAAGAACAACAUGCGCUAUCUGCGGCUGGUCAAGCGGUACUCGUCGAUUAUCCAGGGGCAGUUUUUCGGCCAUCUGCAUUCGGACUCGUUCCGGGUGGUGUACGGUGAAGGAGGAAAACCUGUAUCAUGGAUGAUGAUUGCUCCAUCGAUAAGUCCCCGAAGGAACAGCGAGUCCAACAAUCCCGCCAUGCGGCUGUACAAAUUCGACACCGAUACAGGGCAGGUCUUAGACUACACGCAGUACUACCUAGAUUUAGAGCAAGCCAACAAGCUGGAGGAAGCCGUCUGGCAGCCGGAGUACAACCUUACCACCUACUACUACGGGCUGAGUGAGGUAUCAUCGAUGGCCCUCCACAACCUAGCCGAUCGGUUCAACAGUGCCGACGACACGCAGUUCAUGAAGUACUACCGGGCAAACUCGGUGCGGCACGCGACGAGCACCUGCGAGGGAGUCUGUCUGCUCAACCACUACUGUGCCAUAACGCGGCUGGACUACCGGGAGUUUCGUAGCUGCCUGGAAACGGCGGCCAAAGCGAUGGCUUCGAAAAACGGCACUCCAAGGGGUCCGCUUCAUCCGGCCGCCAGCAUCAGCCGGAUCCUGAUGGCCGUGGCGCCGACGCUGCUGAUGCUACUGCUGACCAGCAGCUGCUCAAUCUUACCGUACUGGUCGCUUGCUGACCGGAACGAACUUUCGUGGACAUCCUUCGCAUCUACCAGCACCGGAAGCAGCUGCAAGACCGUUAUAGGGACACAGAUGGCCACCUACAUCUUCUACACACCGGCUAGUGCACCGUUGCUACAGAAGAAGAAUGUAGCUGAUGACGAUGAUUGUGAUGAAAUUAUCAUCCGACUGGCCCCACCGGCGCAUCAGACGCUGAUGAAGAGCAUCAUGAACAUAAUGAUGAGGUGA
Messenger RNA from Anopheles coustani, 1953 nucleotides. Its product is annotated as acid sphingomyelinase-like phosphodiesterase 3a. Gene Ontology annotation, molecular function: hydrolase activity. The coding region runs from base 1 to 1953 and encodes 650 amino acids. The record is from RefSeq and is a predicted model, not a curated record. NCBI's taxonomy places the organism in Eukaryota, Metazoa, Arthropoda, Insecta, Diptera, Culicidae. The transcript has 10 exons.